Messenger RNA from Prinia subflava (tawny-flanked prinia), 1233 nucleotides. RefSeq names its product NRAS proto-oncogene, GTPase (gene NRAS). The record is from RefSeq and is a predicted model, not a curated record. Lineage: Eukaryota; Metazoa; Chordata; Aves; Passeriformes; Cisticolidae. The coding region runs from base 92 to 661 and encodes 189 amino acids. Gene Ontology annotation, molecular function: GTP binding; GDP binding; GTPase activity. Gene Ontology annotation, biological process: Ras protein signal transduction. Gene Ontology annotation, cellular component: plasma membrane. The transcript has 5 exons.
GACGCGCGGGCGGGAGGCGGAAGCGGCGCGGGGCGAUCGCGGGGCGGCGGCGGCGGCGGGGCCGGGCCGGGCCCGGCGAGGCCGCGGGGCCAUGACCGAGUACAAGCUGGUGGUGGUGGGCGCCGGCGGCGUGGGCAAGAGCGCGCUGACCAUCCAGCUCAUCCAGAACCACUUCGUGGACGAGUACGACCCCACCAUCGAGGACUCGUACCGCAAGCAGGUGGUGAUCGAUGGUGAGACGUGUCUGCUGGACAUCCUGGACACGGCGGGGCAGGAGGAGUACAGCGCCAUGCGGGACCAGUACAUGCGCACGGGCGAGGGAUUCCUCUGCGUGUUCGCCAUCAACAACAGCAAAUCCUUCGCCGACAUCAACCUCUACAGAGAACAGAUCAAGAGAGUGAAGGACUCAGAUGACGUGCCCAUGGUGCUGGUGGGGAACAAGUGUGACCUGCCCACGAGAACAGUGGACACAAAACAGGCCCAAGAAUUGGCAAAAAGCUACGGAAUCCCCUUCAUAGAGACCUCUGCAAAAACGAGACAGGGUGUGGAGGAUGCUUUUUACACCCUGGUGAGGGAGAUCCGGCAGUACCGGAUGAAGAAGCUCAACAGCAGCGAGGAUGGGAACCAGGGCUGCAUGGGGCUGUCCUGCCUGGUGAUGUGAGAGAUGCCAAGAAAACGUGGUUCAGGUGCAGCUGCUGGACGAGGCUCCAUCUCCCGUGCUGCCCCUCCUGCUGAUCCCUGCAGUGUUUUGGUGCCAGUGGCAGACUCUGGGCACCAGAGUUCAUUAGCACAAGGUUCUUGUCCGUGCUCCAUCUGAAGGGAACACCCGUGGCUCUACCUCCCUGCUCAGCUCACGGAGCAGCAGCAGCAUCUCUGGACGUGCUGGGAUUCCUUCCUCACUGUGUUACCUGGGUUUGUUCAAGAAGAAAACCAGUCACAAAAGUGAACUAUAGAGACUAAAUGCUGUGAAAAAAAAAAAGAUGACACUUUACCUCUAGAGUAAAAGCUAGAAGUGCUGUGUGUCCCCUGUCUGUUGGAUUCCGUGCAGUGCUGUCAGAGGAGUGGCACAGAGUAAUGUCACCCGGGGCUGUGCCACCAGGAGUGCCCCUGUCCCCUCUCAGCUGGGUGUCUGCUCUCUGUGCACCUGUACAGCAGAAGUGCAACAUCUCCAGUGCCAGGAGUGCCACCUACCUGAUCCUCCAUUUCUGUAAUAAAAAGGAAAACCUUUCCUAA